AUGAAACAUUGCAGGGUUAUGAUGUGGUGGCAGUGGCCUGCCCUGAUCGUUAUGUGUUUCUUUUGUGCAUUUGAAGCUAGCGUGAGACCUCCAUGGGCACAAAGAAUAGAAAAGCUUCUGAAACCAAGUGGAGAGCUUAUAACAUUGAUGUUUCCUAUGGAUGAGAGUUUUGGAGGUCCUCCUUACAAAGUAUCUGUGUCUGAUUACGAGAACGUUUUGAUUCUACUGGGAUUUGAGGCAAUGUCCAUUGUGGACAAGGAACGUGCUAUAACACCACGCAAGGUAUAAUAUACAACAUGAAACUUUCAAAUAAGCCUUGAGAUAAUGAGAUAAUGUUAACCUUUGGAAUCAAAUGUUUUUUUUUUUUUUGAACACAUUGGAAUCAAAUGUUUAAAUUUUAUAGAAUCCAACAACUUAUAACUUUUGUAAAAUUUAAAUUUAAUUCCAUAAACAAGGGUUCUAAACUUCAUAAAGUACAAAAUUAACAAUUAAACAAAUCAUUGGAACCCAUCAAGGGUUCUAACCAUUGGACAUGCUAUAAGCGUAGAGUCCCUUAACUUUUAACUAAAAACGCUAAGGAACUUCUUCCAAUUCUCUUAUUUAAGGAUCGUUCCUUAGUUUUUUUAGUUAAAAGCUAAGGGACCAUAUCCUUAAGGACCCAGGGACACGAAUAAUGAUGCCCUUACUGGAGUUGUAGAACGAUUUUGCAUUGAGACUCCUAUAAAUCUGAAACACCAGCUGUUAUCCACAACAGUAACAAAUUGCUUCUACACGAGGAAACUCACGCUCACACAGUCAAACUUUGUUGAGAAAAUCUCUACCAUUGUCAAAGAGUUUCCUCGCCUUAGAUGAGAUUCAUCCCUUCUAUCUCGUCUUUUUUCAUGUACUCUCUCUCACUCAUUAGCAUAAUCGAUAUAAUAGGAAGCUAGUCAAGUAUGGUGAUUAUUUGUUACUUUCAUGUUGCGUAUAACCUUUGCA
Molecule: messenger RNA, 978 nt
Organism: Brassica napus (rape)
Lineage: Eukaryota; Viridiplantae; Streptophyta; Magnoliopsida; Brassicales; Brassicaceae
Product: probable thiol methyltransferase 2
Exons: 4
Coding region: 1-288 (95 amino acids)
Molecular function (GO): S-adenosylmethionine-dependent methyltransferase activity
Source: RefSeq, a predicted model, not a curated record